Messenger RNA from Kalmanozyma brasiliensis GHG001, 711 nucleotides. RefSeq names its product Ctr copper transporter. The coding region runs from base 1 to 711 and encodes 236 amino acids. Gene Ontology annotation, biological process: copper ion transmembrane transport. Lineage: Eukaryota; Fungi; Basidiomycota; Ustilaginomycetes; Ustilaginales. Gene Ontology annotation, molecular function: copper ion transmembrane transporter activity. The record is from RefSeq and is a predicted model, not a curated record. Gene Ontology annotation, cellular component: membrane. The transcript has a single exon.
AUGGACAUGUCUUCUUCCACCAACGGAGCCUCAGACAUGGAUGCCUGGAAACCCUUUCUUCACACCUCGCUCUUCUCUGCCUUCCCCGACGAUCCCGAUGCUGGCGAACCUUUUCUCUUUCCCACAUUCCGCAUUUACAGCCGCACAACAUUUCUCGGCGCAUGCCUGUUCACCUUCGCCCUUGCGCUGGUGGAGCGCUGGCUGACAUUUCUGCUCGACACCAACCUUGCGCUUCAAGCUCCCACGCAGAAGGCUGCAGAAUCGAGGGCCGGUACGAAACGUAAGCACUCGGACGCAGCAGGCAGCGUCUACGUUCACCUCCCCAAUGGCGCACUCGACACUCGUACGCCAAGAGGCGUAGGAAAGAUGGAGAUCCUCCUCUGCAGCACGGUCUAUUUCGCAGCAACACUGCUCCGCUACGUCCUGAUGAUCAUCAGCAUGGGCAUGGACUGGAUGAUGCUCCUUUCGAUCGUGUCCGGCUUGACGUUGGGACAUCUGAUCACCGAUGUGAGGAGUGUUUCGGCUCGAACUGCAGAGCUGAGCGCGGAAGAGGUGGAGCUGCUCGCAGGUCAGGACCGGUUGGUGUUUGAUCAGGAAGGAGAAGGUAUGCAAGAGAUCAGGGUCGCAGAGCGGGAGCGCUUCCUGGGGGCAGACGGGGCGCAUCGACGAAGUGGUUCCAGGCUGACGUCCCCUCUCGCCACCUCGUAUUGA